CACGAGGUGGGAGGAAGAGCUCGUGCAUCAUUUUCUGUAUUUUGAUUGACGGCGUUACCUAACCUUUGCUACCUAGCAAAAAAAAAAAACCCAAAACAAUAAUAAAAAUAACGCUAGACCUACCAAUUUUCUCUAAAACUUCACAAAUAUUACUUUUAAUUAUUUCUCAUAAUUUCUGGUGGCAUUUUAAAAUGAACUGGGUAGGAGGUUCAAGGUAAGACUAACUUUUAAUAGCUGUCACGUUCAUGCUUACAUUAGCCAACAGAUGCUAUCGCUAAAUCUGAAAUAAACUAAAAUACUGACAUUUGCAGAAACCGCUUCAUGAUGAAAAGUGACUCAAAAAAACAGCGGGAGUUCUUUGAAAGAAGAAAAAUGCAGCAGAAACUGAAAAAUCUGGGAAUCCCUCUGCCAGGAUCUUCUCAGGUUACCAAUUCUGGUAGCAUGGAUCUGGUGACGUUGUUCAUCGUCAACCAGAUUGCUGCUAAGAAAGAAAACAAAGAUGAACCAAAAGUAGCAGUUUUUGGAAGCAGUAAGGCAGGAUCCAAGCAUAAGAGAAAUGAACCGCUUGUGCUCCCGAUGAGCCCCUGUGCUCCAUCACAGCUGAGUCUGGUGGAGAGCGAGCCUCAGUGCAGUCAAGGCACAAGAAAGAGAAAGCAUGUUAUUCCACAGGUGUUUAAAUGCAAACAGCUUUCACCAGUGCUGGAAUCAGGCUUCUCUGACAACAGUGCGUCUGACUACCUGCCGCCCAUCACCGGCCCACAUAGUCCAUUCUCCUCGACUUCAUCAGCCUCUUCAUGCCCAGGAAUAUUCCCCCUGCAACUGAAUCCCCAGGAGAGAAGUCAACCACAGACAGAGCUGCAUCCUCAUUGUUCCCCUUCACUCUGGGACGUCUCAGGACCGGAGCAGAUCAAGUUUCAGCCUUUCUUGCAGCCCACACUUAUGAAGGAGCCAUGGUCCUGUGGAUCAAAGCCUCUUCUUUACCAAAUCGAGACACCUGCGGCAGUCCAAGGCCUGUUUGGAAGUCCACAGCCAAGUAACCCAGAGGUCGGGAACCACGACAGACAGGGAGUCACGUUCGCUGUCAGCCAGACAGACGACAAGGAAUCGGUGCUGGGUUUUACUCUUAGCCAGUCGGAAGCCGUCGAACAAUUUGGAAAUGAAUUUUUCCAGGGAUUCAGCAGAGAAGCUUCUGAUUUUGGGAGAGCAAAAUUAAAGAUAUAUCUUAAAGAUGACACAUCAAACAGACCCAGAUCACAAGCUGUUGAUUCUCAGUGCCGGGAGGUGGAGUUUUCCAGCUGCACUGACACAAGCUUUUCGCACCCUCGACACAUUCACACGGAUUGUUGUGAAUACUCACCAGGUUACCACAGUUCACACUCUGAUGAUGAUGAUGAAUGCUGCCAGACGUGUCUCCACGCUGCUUCUUCAGAUGUGGACCACGUUUGCUGUGCAGAUACCCUGAACAAAAACCUGGGCUCAGAGUGGAAUCCAACACCGCUGACCCCACACACGAAACCCAAAGUGAACUCCACUGAUGAUUGUGAAAAACAGUCUACGGAGAAUGUUGACUGUCAUGAUCAAUCUGGUGGAAACGAUGAGAAACAAGCAAGAAGCAGAACUCAUACUCCGAGCACAGAGCUCUGCAAAUGCAAGAAAACAUCCUGUGAAACUCAAGAUGCAGACACUCAAACAGUCGACUCUCCAACUGCUGAGACAUGCGACGCUGCGACACAGUGCUGCUUUGUGUCAGACAGUGUCACAAAACCUUCUGUGUUCAAUUUCUGCCAACAAACCAGUGAUGUGUCAGUGCCGCGUCUGGCCACAGGGAGGCAGAGUGAUUGCACCGAUGCUGCUGCACAGCCACACAAAACUCCAUCAGACAGCUCCACCAGUGCAGGAAAGCACAAGCUGUGGAGCAGGAACACAUACAGGGCUGGAUCUCUGUCAGGCGGCAGCAUCUUAAACCAACUCGCUGCUAACAACCGUGAGCGCAGAGCGAUACUGCAAGCACCAAUCAACCCAUUUCAACACAAUCUCAAGAGCAACACUCGAGGCAAGAAGGAUGGAGAGGGCAGAGAUAAGGAAAAUGGCCCUCAGAUGAAAGAGAAUUUGGAUGACGUGAUGGAGGAGACCAGCAGAGUGAACCGACACUCAGAAGAUCCAGAAACACUACAGGAAAUAGCUGAUAUUUUACUCCUGCUGAGGCAGAAAAAGGAGGAAUGAAAGUAGCAGGAGGAUGCCUCCAGAGCUACCCCGUGACAGAUGGACUGCCAGCUCCGUGAAAGGUCAGAAACCUGUUGUUGGACCACACUGACAGGAGAUAUGGAGGAGGGUUGAAGAAAAAGAACACCUCAGGGUAUCAAUCAGUUUCUACUCUUGACACUGAAUAGGCUGGUUAUACAAUUCAUUAAAUGCUCAAAUGUUGAACUACAUAUAAAUGACAA
Messenger RNA from Thalassophryne amazonica, 2444 nucleotides. RefSeq lists its product as uncharacterized. The record is from RefSeq and is a predicted model, not a curated record. The transcript has 15 exons. Bases 322 to 2223 code for a protein of 633 amino acids. Lineage: Eukaryota; Metazoa; Chordata; Actinopteri; Batrachoidiformes; Batrachoididae.